Leishmania braziliensis MHOM/BR/75/M2904 is the source of this 669-nucleotide messenger RNA. RefSeq lists its product as hypothetical. The record is from RefSeq and is a predicted model, not a curated record. The transcript has a single exon. NCBI's taxonomy places the organism in Eukaryota, Euglenozoa, Kinetoplastea, Trypanosomatida, Trypanosomatidae. The coding region runs from base 1 to 669 and encodes 222 amino acids.
AUGCUCUCCUAUCGUAUUAUCGUGCUGCUCCUCGUGAUCACCUUCACGGCGUGCAUGACGUGCUCGAUACUCUUCCCCAUAUUCCGUAAGGUGACGAGCGACCCUGUCGAGGCGAGGCAUACGGUGAGAUUUUGGUAUAAGGAGUCGACCAACACCACCACCUCCACCGGCUCCUCGGGGGAGCUAAUAAUGCGCUACUACACACACAACCUGGCGUGCCAACAGGCUAGAGUGCUCUACGUUGCUUUGUCGGCCCUUUCCGUUGCUGCCGCCGGAAUCAGCGGUGUCGCAUGCCUCGUGAUCGCCUGCUGGACGACGGCCGGCUACAACGUCUCCAUUGGCGUCGUCACUCUCUUGCUGACCUCCUUUGCCAUGGCGUCGGCAGUGGCGGUGGUGGGCGUGACAACGUACGUAUACACCCACGACUUCUGCGUAAACGAUCCCACGGCGCUCGAAAAGUCCCCACAGAGGGAUGGGUACCACCUUACGGAGGGCUUCAUCCUCUUGUGCGCCGCUGCGGGCGGCUUCUUGCUAAUGGUCAUGAUUCAGGUGAUUGGUUUCUGCUGCGGCUGCCAGCCGUUGACUGAGUUUCAUGCGGGGGAGAGCCACCCAAAGAGCCCCGGCGACAGCGGGCGCAGCGAUGGUGACCUGAGCAUCUCUCGAAGCUAA